Molecule: messenger RNA, 324 nt
Organism: Striga asiatica
Lineage: Eukaryota; Viridiplantae; Streptophyta; Magnoliopsida; Lamiales; Orobanchaceae
Source: the annotation of a GenBank genome assembly
AUGGACGGCAAACUGGCUGUUGAACGCCGUCGAUUGUGGCACUCUGAACGGGCAGAGGUGGCGGCCGUACUUUGGAACGGACAGAGAUGGGCGGAGAUGGCGGAGCUGGGGAGGUUCGAUCUAAAUUCCGAAAGUGCGGAGAUGGUCGGAGUUUCAGACGGGCGGCGCUAUGGUGGUGAUAGGCGGCAAUGGGCGGCGCUAAGGAGGGAGUUUCUAGGUGGUUGGCUUCUCGCCGAUUGGCUUCCCCGUCACAUUGGUGGACUCCGGCGGCAUCGGACGGCGGUCCUCCUUCGGUCAGAAUCGCCGGCAAUCUCCGCCCCGUGA